AUGGCUAAGAAUUCACAAGAUCUACCCCCUCUGGGCGGCUAUGCUCCUAUUCAAUACAAGAGGAAUCUACCUUCAAAAGGUCCAAGAAGCUCUAUACUUCUUUUGUGUAUUGGUUUGAUUUCUUCAUUUGGUUUUUAUCGUUAUAUUCAGGGAGUUCAUGAAAGAAGAGAAUUAAAAAGGGAGAAUGUUUGGUCUCGAAUUCAUUUGAUACCAUUAUUGCAAGUUGAAGCAGAUAGAGAGAUGUAUAGAAGAAAACGAGCGUUGCUUCAAUCAGAGAAUGAAAUUAUGAAAGGAGUUGAGGGUUGGGAUAAUGAAUAUCAUAUUUAUCAUACUCAAACAGAUAUUGCUCCCACCUUUUCGUUGUCACUUGAAUGA
This is a messenger RNA of Pneumocystis murina B123, 375 nucleotides long. RefSeq lists its product as hypothetical. The transcript has 6 exons. Lineage: Eukaryota; Fungi; Ascomycota; Pneumocystomycetes; Pneumocystales; Pneumocystaceae. The coding region runs from base 1 to 375 and encodes 124 amino acids. The record is from RefSeq and is a predicted model, not a curated record.